CGAAGACGCAUCGAGCUCAAUGCUUGUUGUGAGAAUACAUAUUUUUAUUUGCAUACCAGUGUUCUUGAAAUUUACCAGUGCGAAGGAUUUGACUGGUUAGAAUUUCCUCGGACCGAUAAAGUUCACAGUACAUUUCAUUAUUUGGACUGAUAAAUAUCUUGAAAUGUCUGAUACCACAGAUGUAGAUUUCAAGAACUCUGGCAUACAGGUUAAUUGUUUAGUAAUGAGGAUUGUUUUUACGCCCCAUCCCUCAGCAGCUACCAGGGCGGCACGGAAUUCUCAAUUUCCCUCUAAGCCAAUGACUACUGCAUACAAAAUUUGGUGAAAUUUACCCAUUAGUAUUUUAGAAGUUGAAAAUAUCCAGACGAGCGACGCAAUACAAUGGACGGGCACAAAUAGGAAUAGGUCAUAAGAAUGACUCAGAUGACCUAAAACGAGUGUAUUAUGUGAACUAAAGCGGCGAAUUACUAACCCAGUUUGGGGAUUAAAUUCUCAGUCAUAUGUGAAGAAAGUCUAGAUCUAAUAUUUUAUUCACGGAUGCACUCAACUGUUUAAAAUCUAAUUUUCUUAAUAUCACCACUAUAUUUCGAGGGGCCUCACCGUGUGUGGGUCUAAAUCUCACAAAAACAACACUAUUCCAACAGUUUUGUGUCUAUAUGCAUCCGUUUGAAAGGAAAUCUGUACGUAUCAUUCUACCUGUGUUUUACUUAGUAUGGGGACUAUAUGGUUAGACUGAAAUAGGAACUUUAAAAACGUUGUCAAAUGAGUCAUUGAUAGGUAAUAGUCUGGUGUACUUUAAAAGUUGUAAACAUUUGUACGAUUGAAUGUGAAUGUGUUACUACAAUGCUCUGAUGUAACACUUUGAUAGAAUAGAAUAUAUAAAUACAUUAACCUGCUAAUUGGGUGUUAACAUGUUAGAUCGUCUCUGGGAUCGCACCGAAGCCCAAAUUUAAUCAACAAAACACUGAAAAAGUUGGCCACUCCGCACUGCAAAGACCUUCACACUAUAGCCUGAUAUUAUAGCGACCAUUUAAUGGUGAUCACACGCUAGAUAAGUGUUGGUUUUAUCACUAUCUAACACCGAUACACCUAUCGGAGUGAUCAAUCGGCUGAUGUCUGCUUUUUCUUCUUAUUUUGCUAUACUUUAAACCUUUCAUGUUAGAUAGGUUUGUCGAAAAACUCGUUUAAGAAGUAAUAUAUCAGAGUUUGAACUUUGAUAGAACCUGGUCUUAUUUGCACAAAUGAUAAUCAUGCUUGCUCUUUACACAACACAAAUUCAUUGAUACUUGUACGUGUAUAUAUCCGAGUCCUCAAUGACGUAUUAUUAUUCUUCAAUCCUUUUCCUACAUAAAACGGUGCAUGUUCAUCGCAGGCUUGGGGGUGACCUUUCGAUUUUUAACGCAGUUUGGCAUUGCAUAUUUGAUAUAUCAAGAAACUUGGAGAGUAAACUAAGUGGUAACCCAAUGUCUUGCAGGAAGUGUGGGGCUUCCAAAUUAUACAACCCACACAAUAAGCUUACAUGUAAACACGCUAAUGAUACCUACCAAACUGUUCAUUGAUAAAUGGCCUGGGAAUUAAGAUAAAAUCGUAACGACUACCUAUAUUGUGCACAUAUUGAGCAUUGGAAGAUCUCAAUAUACACACCGCGGUAUACAAAAGAAAGAUUUAAUGCAUCGUCUGUUCUUUAAACCGCAAUUCAUUCUAUAAGAAAUUAUCAAAUUUGCCCAUUGAAAACAACCUGUAGUGUACUUUCUCUUCUAAUCUCCUGCAAAAGUUGAAAUAUUGUAUUUCACGUCGUCAGAUUUGCUUUUGAUAUAUGAUAUUUGUGAGUUGCCGACCGAACUCUUUGCAUAUCAUUAGCUCGUUUGUUAAAGUACGUCUUCAUUCAUACAUGUAUCUCUGCAUAAACAGUUUACCUGCAUUAGCCACCUAUGAAAAUACAUAAGCGCUCAAUUCACACGUAAUGUAGCUCUAUCUUACUCCGUUGAACAUUCAUGUCGCACCUGUGAAGAAUUCGAAGAGAUAGUACUUCGAGUUAAAUGUGAUUGCAUUUAUACUAGCAAGAACGCUUCCAUUGAUACCGAGUAGGGGUUCGCUUACUCGCAUCCUCAUUGGCUGUGCCUGAUUGUGACAUAUUGUGCGACAUACUCUGAUUGAACUAGGGCGCUUGCUAAGCAUUCUAUCCUCUUCAACGAGACGUGCCGUAUUUUAUUGACACCUGUACCUAAAUAUAACAUCAAACGAUGCCAGGAUCUUAAGUUUUACAAAUUGAUUUCCUUGUAAAUGAUUCAGUGCCUCAUUAUGUCUAGGGAUUCACUGCGGUGACGAUGCAUGGAGUUGCAUUAUUCCAUGUUUUGUGAAGUUACUAUUUUCUGAAAUUUGUCGUCAAACAUAUACACUGGAACCAUGCUAUCGUGGAAACGUUUUAUUCCUAUUACGUGGACGACUACGAUAUAUUUAGUUCAUCUUGUACUUGGGACCAGUGAUUAUGUAAUUCUAGAUCACCGUCAGGGUCGUUUUGUGAACACUUUAGAUAAUUAUGAUAUAACCAUUCCCAUACGAGUAACAGACAGUGGUGAUGUCAUCUCACGUGACCUGCAUCCUCACAAAUUACGUCAUCGUAGAAGUGGUGACGAGAUUUCAGACACGAUACAUUAUAAAUUAAAUGUGAAAAACAGAGAUUUUAUACUCAAAUUAAAACCCAAUAUUAAAUUGUAUAAUCCAUCUUUAGUUGUUGAAAGGAAGAGAAAUUUAUUCAACAAUAUUUCGGACUCUGUCUUUUUGCGAUAUACAAGCAGCAGCAAUCAACACUGCCACUACACAGGAGAAAUCGUGGACAAAAUUAACAGCAAGGUUGCACUUGCACUGUGUGACGGCAUGCACGGAUCAAUCCAUACUGGUGAUACUACAUAUUUCAUCGAACCAAUACGGCAAUAUAAAAAUGAGACCAAUGGUCACCCUCAUAUCAUAUAUCAACAUAACCCAUUGACCAAAACUGACCAAGAUGACUCAUACCAAAGAGACACGUGCGGAAACAAUGAAACAAGGAAAUCCUUAGAGGAAAGAAAACGGUGGGAAGCUGGUCACCAACGAAGACACAGACAAGCCAGACGACAGAAACGUUCUAUAUCCGUGGAACACCACGUGGAAACACUAGUGGUUGUAGACCAGGAUAUGACGGAAUACUACAAAAAUGAAGACGUCACAACUUACGUGCUCACCAUAAUGAAUAUGGUGUCAAACCUUUAUCACGAUGCUUCCCUAGGAAAUGCAGUGAAUAUAGUGGUUGUUCGCAUCAUUCUAUUGGAAAAUGAGCAGAAAGACCUGACCAUCACACAUCAUGCGGACAAAUCUCUUCGCAGCUUUUGUAAAUGGCAGGCAAAGAUUAAUAUGAGGGAUGAAGACCACCCCAAUCACCACGAUGUGGCUGUACUUCUGACGAGGAAAAAUAUAUGUGCUCGAAUGAAUAAACCGUGCAACACACUCGGUUUGGCUCAGAGCUCUGGAAUGUGUCAGCCACAUCGAAGCUGCAGCAUCAGCGAAGACACCGGACUCUCUCUAGCCUAUACAGUCGCUCACGAACUAGGACACAAUUUUGGAAUGGGUCAUGACAAUCGUAGGAACGGAUGUCAAACGUCCAACACGGACCACUAUCUGUACUUGAUGCAGAAUCAGUUAAUGGCUGUCAGCCCCCUGAUGAAGUGGUCCAACUGUAGCAAGCGGGCUAUAACAGAGUUCAUUGAUCGAGGUUGGGGGUAUUGUUUGGAGGACGAGCCGGCUAAGUACAGGGACACGGACUACGAGUAUCCUGUUCUGCCACCAGGCACCAUGUAUGAUGUUGAUCAUCAGUGUAGACUCACGUACGGACAGAACUCGUCUUCCUGUGGUGAGCAGGAGGACAUUUGUACUACACUCUGGUGCCGGAUGGACAACAAGUGUUCUACGCGACUGGAGGCCGCCGCUGAGGGAACAAUAUGUGGUCCAAACAAGUGGUGUUUCAAUGAACAAUGUGUGGAGAUCGGAAAUAGACCAGAAUCUAUAAAUGGUAACUGGGGGGAAUGGAGCAAUUGGUCUUCCUGUUCAAGAACUUGCGGUGCCGGAGUCUCCGCACGAGAACGUCACUGUGAAAACCCGAGACCUUCUAAUGGAGGGAAAUAUUGCAUAGGAGAGAGAAAAAGAUACAGGAUAUGCAAUACAAAGGCAUGCCCAGAAAAUAAGCCGAGCUUUCAGGAAGUACAGUGUCAGGAGUUCAACUAUAUACCGUACCAAAACGGCCUCUAUGAGUGGCAGUAUGUCCCUACCCCAAGGACUCCUUGUCAGUUGCAUUGCAAACCUGAAAACAAGUUUUUCUCUGUCAUGAUGAAGGACAUUGUAGCUGAUGGGACUCGUUGUCUGGCUGGCACUAGAAACAUGUGCAUCAGCGGCAGAUGUCGGCAUAUCGGUUGCGACUGGGGGAUAGACUCUUCAGCAAAAGAAGAUAGAUGUGGUGUAUGUCAUGGCGAUGGUUCAACCUGCGAAACAAUAAAAGACCAAUAUAACGAAACCCAAGGAAUGGGUUAUGUAGAGGCAACUGUGAUACCCAAAGAAGCACGCAACAUCCGAGUGGAGGAAGUGGCUGGGGUAGACAACUACUUGGCGCUUCAGAACGAUAAGGGCGAGUAUUACUUGAAUGGUCAUUGGUUCAUUCAGUGGUCAGGGGACUACAACAUCGCAGGCACCGUGGUGCGAUACAAUCGUCAGGGCAACAGAGAUACGUUUGAAGCCGUGGGACCAAUCACAGAACCACUUCAUAUCAUGCUUUUGAUGCAGACACGGAACCCUGGUGUUGUGUUUGAAUACACUGUUCCUAAAGAAAAUGCGACGGACAGCAGACUUCGUCAAUUCCAUUGGUCUUACAUGGACUGGACACAUUGCACUUCCUCGUGUGGAUCGGGUACACAGAGGGCUAUUGUUGUUUGUUCUGAGAAAGAAGACGGAAUCGUUGAUGACGUAUACUGUAACAAGACACACAAACCGGAUGACUUACAAAGGACAUGUAACACUCAUCUUUGUCCAGCCAGGUGGUGGGCAGGACCUUGGCAACAUUGUUCCGUAACGUGUGGUAAGAAUGGCGUUCAUAAAAGAACUGUGAUAUGCGUUCGGAGCCUUGGGAGUGAGGAACAAAUAGCCCUGGAAGAUAAAUCCUGCGAUGGGGAAGAGAAGCCCAUAGAAGUUGAGCCAUGUCACCACAAAGACCCAUGUCCGGGCACAGCUGAAUGGACAGUAGGAAACUGGACAGUUUGCGAUAACAACCCUUGUUCAGCACAAAUCCGUGAUGUUAAAUGUUCUUUGCCAAGCACUGGUUGCCACAAAACACCAAUUCCAGCUCACAAACGUCAGUGUUUCGAUGUAAAUUGCGAAAAGUGGACGAUUGGAAACUGGUCAGAGUGUUCUGUUAGCUGUGGAUUUGGAGUUCGUUCAAGGAAUGUCACGUGUCCAGAAUCCAAAACGUGUGAUAAAACACAGAAACCAGAGAGCACAGAAAUUUGUGGUCCACUGGAAUGCACGUCCAUUCCAUCCAAGGAAACAGUAAUCGAUUUGAUUGACAUUUCAGAGGAAACAACUGACAGCAUGUACGAACGAAAAGAGUUUAUCGAAAAUAAUCGCAUCAUUAACGAAACGUUAACUACUAUUUCUGGAAGGAACUCUUCAAAAUCUGCCAUAACAAGUAUACAUGUAGGUGACAAAACCAUAGAAACCAGUAAUGCUUUUCUAGACAUUGGACCAACUGAAGAUAUUCCCCUGUCGCUUUUGGAUAUCAAAGAGGGUGGUUCAGAUGCUAAUUUUGGUAAGAAGAAUGUUCAGCAACCAUCAACAUCGGUUGAUCAUGAACAUAAUGAUAAACUUGAAGUUUCCUCAGGCAGUAUGGAUAAAAUAUUUCAAGCACCCUCCAUUAUUCCCGAGUCUGUUGCACACAAAUACAGACAUGAUCAUACAAAACACGAUGGACAAAGAGGGGCACAAUCCCAUGUAUAUACAGAUAAAAAUUCUAAUAUUCCCACUUUACCAGAUAUUAAAAAUUUACAUCCGUUACCAAAAUUACCAUCAUUGCCAACCAUCCUGUCCAGUCAUCCACGAAUUCGUAUGGGACCAAGUGCCAUCGCUGUUCCUUCCGUGUUUGAGUGGUUUCCUAAGAGCUGGAAUCCCUGCUCCCGCAAAUGUGGUGGUGGAAUUCAAACACGUUCAGUAAGUUGUGUCGAUUCGAAAUCAGGCAAAGAAACAGAGGAACAUAACUGCAACAUUGUGACGAAAAUGGACACAAUCCGACCCUGUAAUACAAAGCAGUGCUCGACAUGGCAAGCGUCUACUUGGAGUCAGUGUUCUGCCACCUGUGGAAGAGCCAUCCAAAUGCGUGAGGUGAUCUGUCCUGAGAAUUCAGACUGUGAUCUGGACCAGAAGCCAACUAAUGUACAACCAUGUAUUCUCCCAAAAUGUCUAGCAUGGAAACAUGGACCCUGGAAUACGUGCUCCAAAACAUGCGGCAAAGGACAGCAAAUUAGAGCAGUGCAAUGCAUAAAUAUUACGUCCGAAACAUUGGCAACUGAUUGUGACUUGUCCCAAAAACCAGCGGAAGUGCAAAGCUGCAAUCCUGACCCAUGUCAUCGAGGUCAUUCAGAACUGAAAACAUCAACAUGUAGACGAAAUAGAUUGAACAACAGAGUUUGCCGGAAACUGCGAGAGAGAAACCAAUGCCCUCGUGUAUACGUCAGAGUUAACUGUUGUAGAACAUGUGAAUUAAAUAAAUAUAGAACAAGAUGGAGACCAAGGAGAAGGCAAGCACGAUAGAAAUGCGUAAAGUUAGCAACAAAUAUAAACUCAGUGAUCCGCUAAGAAUCUCAUGAACUAUCUCGCGGUUACGGUUCAUUGGAACCGGAUUUGAGCAAUGUGUUCUGUACCGUGAGGGGAAAUUGACCGUUUCAGUAUUCCAGUCUGCUGAAAUCCAUUACUGUUAUGUUUGUUAUGUCUGAAUCAUUCCCAUAAUUCCACAUUUUAUUGGAGAUAUAAUUAUUUCAUGUUUGAUUUAUCUAAUUUAUAGUAUUGUCAAUGAUUAAGAUGACGCAUGCGUGUAAUGUUGUGUAGCUGAUAGACACGACUGUUAAGGAGUCCAAUCUUACUCUUUAUACUACAAUAGAUAUACUCAAUAACCUUACUAUGUAUAUAAAUACAUGUAUACAAUGCGUACUAAGUGUUUGAAGAUCAUAUUUAUUUGUUAUACAAUUAAUGUUUGUGUACAAUCCUUUUCGUUUUACAACUUUAAAUGAUACUCAAUAAAUACUUUUAAAAUAUAA
This is a messenger RNA of Ostrea edulis (European flat oyster), 7328 nucleotides long. RefSeq names its product A disintegrin and metalloproteinase with thrombospondin motifs 7-like. Gene Ontology annotation, cellular component: extracellular matrix. The coding region runs from base 2407 to 6825 and encodes 1472 amino acids. Gene Ontology annotation, molecular function: metalloendopeptidase activity. Gene Ontology annotation, biological process: proteolysis; extracellular matrix organization. NCBI's taxonomy places the organism in Eukaryota, Metazoa, Mollusca, Bivalvia, Ostreida, Ostreidae. The record is from RefSeq and is a predicted model, not a curated record. The transcript has 25 exons.